UUUAAUUACUUUUAAUCCCUCUUGAUUGACCGCCUCGAAAGUGCAAUCGGCGUUUUGGCGAUCGGCUACCCGCCGCGCGACCGAUCGCCGAUUGAUUCUCGUCGAUCAUCCGCGCGCACCAUUAAUCCAAUUGGCCCUUAUUCUCGCGCUUGAUCCCCACGGGCCAUCAGGCGCGCGUGCUCUGCCGUUCGCAAAACUCACAAAGCGUACGCACCGCGCGAAACGCGUGCGAUCUCUCGUUCUAUCGCAUCGAUUAAUCGGCCCCCCGUAGUCGCCAGUCGGACUCGUUUGCGGUCUCCUUAUUUGCGGCGUGCGAUUACAGCGGCCGCGCGUCGCUCCACCAGCUCCGUCUGCAUCUCGGAGGAUUCUCUCGCGAGCGAAAGCGAAUAUCACUCGCGGAUUAAGCGAGUCUCCCCGGCGCUCGCUGGCGAAUAAUUCAAGUCAAGUCCCGUCGCCGUAGAAAUUACUGUUGCGUCGAGACGCGGCGGUUGUAAUUACCGGUCUCUCAUUAGCCCACCCACCUACCUAUCCUUCCCUACUCCGUCUAGCCAGGCAUCCACCUCUCCCCUUCCCCGUCUAAAACCACCUUCCUCCGCGAGGCUUGAGCCGCCUGAAGCGGCCCGCAAACUCGCAAACUCGGAAGUCCUCCCGAGAGAUCACACGGGGCUUGCGGUAAUAUCUCCGCGCGCGUGGUCUCUUUGGCGAGAGUCAGGUUGGUGACGCGGGGGUGGAGGUGGGCAAGGGUUCUCGGCCACCCUUACACUCGGCAGCGGCGGCGGUGGCGGCGGCGGCGACGGCGGAGCAGGGACGGCGGGCAUGACGCGCGCUCGGGGGGAUGAUGGUGACGCCGGCAGAGUCCGGGCCGGCACAGGCCGAGGUUAUAAAUAGGACGACGCGCCGCUCCGGAGCGGUAUUUCGUCGCGUGACGCCGUGACGUUCGCAUCGAUCCGACGUGAGCUGGUGAACGUAGGCGCAGGGCGGGUAACAGGCGUUCGCGCACACGGCCGAAAAUCAAUCCGACGCGUAUACAGUCGCGCAGCGCAGCAGAGAAAUCAUCAGACGAGGCUCGAUCUGUCUAUAUCUCCGCCUUUCUGCCUCGUUCUUUCUCUCUCUCUCUCUUUCUCUCUCUCUCUCUCUCUCUCCCCCCCCUGCCUCAUUUCCUCACCCCCGAGGACGAGGAGGCGUCGACGAGGAGAGGAGGCGUUCGCCGAGCCACGAGGUAGGAAACCACCGUCGGUGUCUCUCAGCGCGAUGCUGAAGAAGUUGCUGAGCAAGUCCGGCCGCAGGAUCCUGCGGGCGAUCAAGAAGCUGUCCACCAGGAGUCGCAAGGCCAAAAAGUCGCACAAUCCCAGCUCUUGGCACACGGCCAUACCCGACCUCGAGACGACCUCGCUCUCGUGGUCUUUGCCGUCCUUGGACACAAAGAGCAUCGACACGUACAUGACGUACGUGGCCGAGAACUCGGAGGACUGCACGUCAAGCUGUUGCUGCUGCGACGAGUACGAGGAGAACCAGAGGAACGAGAACAGGGAGAACGAGAUGAUAAUCUAACGUCCGUGUCGUUAGGUUCGCUCGCUCGCUCGCUCGUCCGUUCGUCUCUCACGAUCGAGAGAUCGCCGCGAUCGACAGCCGGGCCAAGCCGGCCCGGGAGAAUCGCACGCCCACGGUGUGCCGAAACGACAUUUAACCCUUGACCGACGACGCACGCGGCCACUCGACCGUCGCUUUCUCUCGCGCCGCCGGCCGUAAGGACUCUCGACGGAGGGCUCGCGAGGAUGGAAAGAAGGACGCAGCCGCGCGCGCGCGCGCGCGCGCGGCUGCCAGUGCAAUAUUUACUCACACGAGGGUGCCGAGAGAGGCCAGAUCGCUCUCGGGGGUUGGUGUUGCCGGUGAAGGGUUAAUCACGCAUCCCUCCUUAAUCCGUUCCACGCAGAGGCGCGCCGCGCGCUCCCUUAUUUUUCGAGACGUCGUAUUUCGAAGACGGGGCGGGUUUUGAAUAAAAGAAGAAUACAAGAGAAGAAGCAAGAGGAGCUCUCCGCGCCGCGCCGACUCGCGGAUCACCGCGACCGUCAUCGUGACGUGGCGAAACAGCGCGCGGCGGAGAGGCGGUAAUUUAUUUCCGGUUAGUCUUCCACGAAUCGUCCACUCGUUUGCGGCGCGUCGCGACCGCGCGACUCGCGUCCACCUCGAUCUCACUUCAGCCGACUUUAGUCCCGCGGCUUUCGUUCGUCGUUUAGGCGCGACACGACUUAUUUAUUUAUUAUCACCGAGCGAUAUCAUGUUCACCGCGUUCUUUCGCGCAGAUCUCCCCCACGAUUUCGUUUCCAUUCGCGUUCUCGCGACGGUGUGCUCUUGUUUCCUCGUCUCGUCGCGCUAGGAGGCAGCGCGCGUCAUUGUCUCUUUCGAAAUAGAGCAUAGCAAUACAUGACGUAGUACAAAGAAAAGAGAAAAAAAUAUAUAUAAUAAAUAUAUAUAUAUAUACAUCACAAUAUAUCGUGUAGCGCGUUAUCGAACGUUCGUUCUCGCGAGAGAGCGCGACGCCCGAAAUAAUAGGACUUUUCCAUUCAUCGUGUGUGAUUAGCGUGUGUCGGGUAUAACUCGUGUUGAUCACACCUUCGCACGGUAUUCGCGUUACCGGCGUGUCGUGAAUUGUUUUAGAUCAAUAAAUUAUUUUCAAUUUGCUGUAUUCUCAAUAUGUGGUACACUGCUUGUACCAUUCUUUCUCUCUCUCUCUCUCUCUCUCUCUCUCUCUCUCUCUCUCUCUCUCUCUCUCUCUCUCUCCACUGACGAAGUAAUUUAUAUUUCUAAUCGAUGUUUGAGUGCACUGAAACAAUUUUAGGAAAUUAUAUCAUAAGAGAGUGAGGAAAACGCACUCGAGGAAGAGGGGCGAAAGGUGGCUUGGAGAGAGGAGAACCGGAGGAUUAAAUUUAUCUCUUCAAUUAACUCAACACUACAUACACACAUACACACACACAUACACACACACACACACACACACACACACACCUUCUCUCUCUCCUUCUCUCGUACAAUUCUACUCAAAAACGGCCGAGCCGUACGUACACGCAUAUCGGCGAAUCGAAUCGUGAGAGGUUCGAUCCGAUGUAAAACGACGCGUAGAACACGAAGGACCCUCCCUGUGCCGCUCGUCGACGUGCGGGGGGGGAGGUCCGAAUUUUUAACUCGAUGUUGUCGUCACUUUUGCGCUAAUCGUCGUAGGUGUUCAAUAUUCCGCGCGGUCAAGGUGCACCCGUUAGAGAUUAGUUAGCGGACAAGCGGCUCUCAGCCCUCCGCUGGGAGGGAAAAUAGCGGCCCGUCGCGCCGCCUUCGAACUUUGGCGGCUCCCGGGUGCCGCGAGGACACUUGAGCAAUAAAAUCGCACCGGCCUGAUCAUCCGAAAGCCUGUUCUUCUAUUUCCGAUCGUUCUUCAGCACCUUUUGCUCAAACGCGUCCGGGCUCCACUGACGAGCGACGAGGAUGCGUUUGUUUUUCCUACGGGUUGAUUCGUAAGAGAGGAGAAGGUAAAGACGAAAAUAUAUAAUGACGAUGAAAAAGAAGAGGAAACACAGAAGAAGAAACAGAAUGAGAAGAAGGCGAUGAUGAUGAUGAUGAUGAGCUUUAACGACUUAUAUGUAUAGAAUGCAGAAUUUAUAUGUACAUAAGAGACACACGAAAAUAUGGAUGUGUACGUAGGUGCGUGUUGAUACUCUAUCGUAAGCGUCGAUAAGGCUGUGACUUUGUAACGGAUGUGAGUGUCAUAAAUAAAAUGGUUUUAUUGACGAUC
Harpegnathos saltator (Jerdon's jumping ant) is the source of this 3784-nucleotide messenger RNA. RefSeq lists its product as uncharacterized. The transcript has 2 exons. Bases 1252 to 1551 code for a protein of 99 amino acids. NCBI's taxonomy places the organism in Eukaryota, Metazoa, Arthropoda, Insecta, Hymenoptera, Formicidae. The record is from RefSeq and is a predicted model, not a curated record.